AUGCUUAUUAUUAUGGAGUGUAGAAACGACUGGACAGAUAGGCCGGUGCGAUGGUUGGGCACAAGUAGUCUGGAGUGGUUAAGUGGACUCAACCUAACGGUUUUGGUGAACAGCACUCGACCUACGGAACUCAUAUUAACCCAACUGACAGUGGAUGUCGACUGCGGUUACCCUGAUAUACCUCUUAAUGGCAAUUAUAGCCGGCAAUGGAUGAACGCUAUCUACGACUGUAAUACCGGUGCUCUGAUAGGCGAUAGAAACGUCUCGUGUCUAUACAAUGGCCAGUGGGCUAAACCUCAAUCAGUGCCCAAAUGUUGUUUGGGGGACGAGUGCACGGUCCAGGUACUGAUUUGCUAA
This is a messenger RNA of Oppiella nova, 357 nucleotides long. Lineage: Eukaryota; Metazoa; Arthropoda; Arachnida; Sarcoptiformes; Oppiidae. The record is from the annotation of a GenBank genome assembly.